Messenger RNA from Oryzias latipes (Japanese medaka), 2460 nucleotides. Its product is annotated as BICD family-like cargo adapter 1. The record is from RefSeq and is a predicted model, not a curated record. NCBI's taxonomy places the organism in Eukaryota, Metazoa, Chordata, Actinopteri, Beloniformes, Adrianichthyidae. Gene Ontology annotation, biological process: vesicle transport along microtubule; Golgi to secretory granule transport.
GUGGAGGAGCAGGAUGACGGAGGCUCAGGUGACAGAAGCACACUCCCACAAAGCAAAGGAGACACCAGCCGUCACGACAAGAUCACUCUCACACUGACCGUGGAUAUGGCGUAAAGAAAGGACCACAUCAUCGAUGUUAUUGUUAUUGUUUUUAGGUAUUAUUUACUUUUAGAAUUAAGAAAGUUAGAUAGUUAUGGAUCAGCUGCGUGGCUGGAACUUCCAGUCCAAAGGGAUGGACAUGGAGGACGAUUUCUACUUCGACUACGGGGUGGAGGAAAUAACAGACUAUCAAGACCCCGCUGAACUGGUGGCUGCUCUGAAACAAAAGGAGGAAGAGGUUAUUUUGGCAGCGCAGCUGGGAAAGGCAUUGCUGCUGGAAAACCGUCAGCUCAAAGAGCAGAGCGACAAACUGCACGAACAAUACGCAGACAAGCUGGAGGAGCUGGAGCAGGGACGCCAUGAGCUGCAGCUGAAGCUGGAGGGCAGCCAGUCCCAGUGGGAGAGCCAGGUGGGGGAUCUGGAGAGGGAUGUGAGGGAUCUGAGUUCCCAGGUGGAGCGACUUAACCAGGCGCUCAGCGAGGCCGAGAAGGACAAGUGUCGAGCUCAGAUGGAGCACAGCGAGCAGACGCACCGCCUCAAAGGGGAGCUCAACGCGGCGAUGGAUGUGAAGAAAAGCAUGUCUGCUGAGCUGCAGGCUCUGAAACAGGAGCUCCAGCAAAAGGGAAGCCAGGACAGGCAGCAUGAUGAGGAGCUGAUCAGUGCCAUGAAGGAGCAGAUGUUGCUCCUCACACAGAAAGAAGAGCUACUGGGGCAGCGCUUGGAGAAUGCAUGUCGAGAAAAUGCUGAACUGAGAGCAAGUUUAGCCUCUUUACAUUCACGGCUGGCUCAGCAUGAACAACUUGACCAACAACACAGCCAGCAGCUUGCUGAGGCAUGGCAGGAGGUGGAUGUGGCGCGGAGUCGCUCACAGCAGCUGCAGGCUCAGGUGGAGGAGCUGCAAGAGGAGGCGUCUCUGCAGGAGAACAGGAGCCACGGAGAUGCCUCUCUGCUGUCUGAGCUGGAAACCGCAGACUAUGGAGUCAGCAAAGAAAAGAUGACAAAAGAGAUGCAGUCCAUCCUGCAGUUACUUCUCCCACUGACCCGGGGUCUGAGCAGCUCAGGGAGGUCAGAGGUCGAGCAUGAACAGGAGGACCUGGUGUCCACGCUGCACCAGCUGAAGGGCGUGGCAGAAACUGUGGCAACUCGAGUAUCCAGCCCCCAGGAGCUGAAUCUGGGUUUUGUCAGCAGGACGGUGGAUCACUGUGGGAAUUUAAACACAACUCAGGAGCUAAGAGAUCAGAACAUUCUGCUGCAGCAGGAAAAUGCUGAGAUGAAGCAAAAGCUGCGAAGCAUUCAGGAUCAAUCCGACAUGGUCCAACAGGCCAUCAGAGACCGAGAUGAAGCCAUAGCCAAGAAGAACAUGAUGGAAACUGAAUUGGUGAGAAGCAAAAAUGACAUGAUGUCUCUGAACAACCAGCUGUUAGAAGCCAUCCAACGCAAACUGGAGCUGUCACAGGAGUUGGAGGCCUGGCAGGAUGACAUACAAAUUGUCAUAAACCAGCAGCUGAAGUCCCAGCAGCAGUCGGAGCAGCCUCAGAAGAAGCCCCCCUCCAAUGGGAUGUCAUUCUUCCGCAGACCGAGCAAAGUGGCUUCUACCUGGACACGCCAGCCGUCCUCCUCUUGGAUUUCAGACACUAAUCAGGACAAAGCUCAGGCUCCCUGGAAGGACUGGUUGAGACGGGGCAAAGGCUCACAGUACGGCAAAUAAUCGACACUGAGCGCUGCAUCUUUCCACUGACUGCAGGACAAGAAACAACAUAAAUAAGUCAGAAGACUUCAAAAAUGUGGGGACGAAAAAACCUCAAAGACAUUGAAAACCGGAGCUACUGCAAGCAAAGAUUAGUUUCAGAAACACGUUCUGAAAGACGUUUCACUGUGACCACUUUGAUAUUUGAUUUUCACAAAACUACCUUCAGACUGUACAUACCUUAUUUUGUAAUAUUGUGAAGCUCUUUAGUUUUUGUGAAUAUCUGGUAAACACAUGACAAGUGCAGAUCAGUGGAAAAUGUUUAUAGAUUAUUUAAAUGAACAAAUCAAAAGCAAGGUAAGUCUGGCACAGAAAGGAUUAAACACUUCAUUUUCUAUGAAUUUAACGUCAAACUAAAUCUAAGAAGCUAAAGUGUAAUGAUAGUUAUUUUUUUAUUUAACUGUAUACUUUUGGGGUUUUUCUGUUAAAAAAUCUCAGAAGUUUAUGUAAAUUAAUGUACAGUUUAAAAAAAAAUGUUUUUUUCUGUAUGUAGUACAUAUUUGUUUAUUUACAGUGACUCAGUGUUCAACUUUGAAGCUGCUCAAACGUAAACUCUGUUGUUUUCUAACAUCCCUUGCUGAAAAUUUUCAUAAAACCUUAAAUGAUCUUUUUGA